This is a messenger RNA of Entelurus aequoreus (snake pipefish), 5122 nucleotides long. RefSeq names its product tau tubulin kinase 2a (gene ttbk2a). The transcript has 16 exons. Gene Ontology annotation, molecular function: ATP binding; protein serine/threonine kinase activity. The record is from RefSeq and is a predicted model, not a curated record. Gene Ontology annotation, cellular component: ciliary basal body; nucleus; cytoplasm. Bases 840 to 4415 code for a protein of 1191 amino acids. Lineage: Eukaryota; Metazoa; Chordata; Actinopteri; Syngnathiformes; Syngnathidae. Gene Ontology annotation, biological process: signal transduction; peptidyl-serine phosphorylation; cilium assembly.
AAGUGACGUAGGUCCGCCCCCACCCAUUAAAAGGUUAAUUUGUUCAACCUUGGCCCGCGGCUUUGUUCAGUUUUACAUUUUGGCCCACUCUGUAUUUGAGUUUGACACCCCAUUGUCCCUUUUUAGCGCGGCUAAAUAGCUCCACAAACCGGGAUGUUGUCGAGUGCAUACGUGUGAGCCCUCUCGUCGAAAAUAAACAAUCUGUUGGCUUUAAAAGGCCGCCAUUUUGGACGCGGUUCCCCAAACAAAUCGCCUUUUCGGACGUUGUUGGACUACGUUCGUGUUUUGUCGCACACGGGACGCGAAUAAUCGCGGACGUUGUGUCAUUGGUUAAAAAAAGAAACCGUUUAAAAGACAACUCGUUGGGAUGACGACGUUCUGAUACCGAGAGCGCGCGGCGGUUUGUCGCGAACGCGCUUUUCAUCAGUGCUCGGUCUCGCUGUUGCGAGGGAUCGAGGCCUCGGGGACGCGCACGCAGGAGAAGCCCGGGAAUUACGUGGCGUGACGUCACGGCGCGUCACGCCACUCUGGUCUGCGUUCAACCGACACGGAGAGCGAUGCCGAGGGAAGAGAAACAUCCAACCGCACUUUAGCGCCCUCUGCUCGGAUCCGCCACCAGCCUCCGUGCCCGCGUAAGGAGGAGCCGCCAUGGGAUUGAUUUCCACGUCGCCCCGGGCCUUCUCCGCGGAUGUAGCGGACGGUCUGUAGCCACACCCGGCGUCGAGACUCCACAGCGCAGCGGCGGGUUCUUCCACCAGGUUCCCGAUGCUCGGCCCAAUCUGAGCGUGUUGCUCGAGGGUGGCGGGAAGCAGCAAGGACGGUCCAGGUCUUCAGUCGGAAUGAGCGGGGGAACGGAGCAAGCCGACAUUCUAAGCGUGCUCUCCUUGGUGAAGGAACGAUGGAAAGUGGUGAAGAAGAUCGGGGGCGGAGGUUUCGGGGAGAUCUACGAGGCGCUGGACCUGCUCACGCGGGUCAGCGUGGCGCUGAAGGUGGAGUCGGCCCAGCAGCCGAAACAAGUGCUCAAAAUGGAGGUCGCCGUGCUCAAGAAGCUGCAGGGGAAGGACCACGUGUGUCGCUUUGUGGGAUGCGGACGCAACGACCGCUUCAACUAUGUGGUGAUGGAGCUUCAGGGUCGUAAUCUGGCCGACCUGAGGAGGAGCAUGAGCAGGGGGACGUUCAGCAUCAGCACCACGCUGCGCUUGGGCCGCCAGAUCCUGGAAGCCAUCGAGAGCAUCCACUCUGUGGGCUUUCUGCAUCGGGACAUCAAGCCAUCCAACUUCGCCAUGGGUCGCUUCCCCAGCACCUGCAGGACUUGCUACAUGCUGGACUUCGGUUUGGCCCGACAGUUUACCAACUCCAGCCAGGAAGUGCGACCGCCCCGUCCAGUGGCGGGAUUCCGUGGAACAGUCCGUUACGCGUCCGUCAACGCACACAAGAACAAGGAGAUGGGUCGCCAUGACGACCUGUGGUCCCUCUUUUACAUGCUGGUGGAGUUUCUUGUUGGCCAGUUGCCAUGGAGGAAGAUCAAGGACAAGGAGCACGUGGGCAAGCUGAAGGACACGUACGACCAUCACUUGAUGCUCAAACACCUGCCAGCAGAGUUUGCCCUUUUCCUGGAGCACAUCUCCAGCCUGGACUACUUCACCAAGCCCGACUACCAGCUGCUGAUGUCGGUGUUUGACAACAGCAUGAAGACCUACAACGUGGUGGAGAACGACCCGUACGACUGGGAGAGGACGGGCACAGACGGUACCCUGGUGAUCAGCGCCAGCGCCACCACGCCACAGCAUCACACCCGCCUCACGCCGGCACACAUGGGUAUGGCGAACGCCUCCUUGAUUCCCGGCGACUUACUGAAGGAGAACACGGAGGAGGUUCUGCAGGACGAGCAGCUCAGCGACGCGGAGAACAACGCCGCCCCCGAACGUCUGCCCGGUUCUCCCGGCCACCCCCCUCGCGCCCAGGAGGCCGACGUGUGGGAGGAACUGGACCGCAACCGCAACCGAAUCCGAACGGCGCUGUGGAAGGCCGCCGCUGAGGAGGAGCACAGCAACGACCCGCCGGCCAACCAAGGACAUCAAGGCCCCUGCGUGGGGCCGAGUCUGGGCUCGCCAGUCAAAACGCCGUCGGAGGCGGCGGCCUCAGACCGCGAGGGCCCCCUGCUGAGGAAGCUUCGCAACAUCCACAGCUUCGAGCUGGAGAAGAGACUUGGCCUGGAGUCCAAACCCAAUCCGGAACGCUUCCUGGAGGCUUGCUCCACCAAGCAGGCGCUCGCCAACCGGCAGCAGCAUCAGGAGGAGGACGAUGCAGCCGAUGGGGUCCCGGUUCCCCGAGGCGACGCGCCCCCCGCAGGCGAGCGUCGCGAGAGGGUGUGGCACUACGACGAGGAGUUCCGAUCCGGCGGCGGCUCUCCCAAGCCGGCGUCCCCCGCCUCCCUGGAGCACGGUGACGGGGCAGCGAGCAGCGGCGGCUUCGUGGCGCUCAACCUCAGCUCCGGCAGGCAGGACCUGGACUCCAGGGAGUGGGUGCUGGUGGAGCAGCCCGGUGGCUCGCCGGCAGCCAAGGCCAGCUCCAGCCCCUCGGAGGAGGAGCCGGAGAACCUCCAGCCCGGGGAGCGGUCGCCCGGCUGGGAGAGAGGCAUCCCCAGUCCGAGCAAGGCCAAGCAGGACAGCAUGGCGUCCUCCAAGGGAAGUACAAGAGUGGACAAGAUGGAGCUCAGCGUGGGUCCUGCUGUGGCUCUGCCCCCCAUCACUCCCACCAGCCCUGGGGAAGCUCUGGCUGAGGGGGUCCUCACUCAGCUCCCCACCUCCCUGCCAGAUGAAGUCGCCACCCGGACAUCCAGCCCCAUCCCUCUGCGCUCACCCAGCCCCCACACCUUCCUGAGCACCUUGUCGGACCCCCUGCACCAGCGCCACCCGCUGACCGUGAGGCGCACUCAGUCCGCCGACCAGCAACAACAGCAUCGGCGGCAGGACGGCCCGCUCUCGUCCUCCUCUUGCCACGCCUCCUUACCGCUUCCACCCGGCCCUUCCCCCGGCGCGCGCUCGCCCGGCCGCAGGAAACUGCCCGCCAUCCCGGCCGGCGCCGCCAACACCAAGUUCCCCUCAGUUAUACGCAUCACCCGGGCCCAUCUGGAGCAGUUGACGGCCCAUCGUCCCUCCGGGCUGUCCUCCCUUUCGGGAUCGGACACCGGCGCUCCGCAGUGCCUCCUGCUGGAGCGCCGUGACGACGACGUUGAAGUUCUGCCCGUGCAGGAGCGCACGGCGGACAUCAGCUCCCCGCUGGACCACCCGGGGACGCCCGCAGAGCCGCCGGCUGAGACUCUUGUCAACGGAGACGGCCACCCCAAAACCCCGAGUCCCGCGCCAAGUCACGUAAGCUCGCCCUCCUCUCCUGGCUUGACCAAAGGACAUCUCUCAAGCUUCCCAAAGUUAGAAAAGAGCGCUGAAGAGGAGGGUGUAAAAGACACCCUCGCUCCAAGUGUCCCCGCCUCCCCCUUGUCGUCCCCCGCCGGCCCCCGUAAGAACCCCAGCCGCCGACAAAGCCGCAUCCCCGUGCUGGAUCCUUCCAUCCUCCUGGACCCGCCUCCUCCAGGCUCGGCCAAAGAGAAGCUCCUGCAGAAGAAAGCCAGCAACCCGGGUCCUCUUCCCUCGCCCUCCGCCUCGCCAUCGCUCUCAGACAGGCGUGCCGCCGUGGCCUCGCUCGCCAGAGACCCCUUGUCCUCGGCCUCCGACCGCUCUCAGGAAGAGGACUCGCUGAUGGGCUCCCGCUCGGACCGGCAGGGGGACGCCUCCCUGUCUUCCUCCUCCAGCCCUCUGUCGCGCCGUAGCAGGAUUCCUCGUCCCGUCCAUACGCUUUCUGCUGAGCAGCUGGCCGCCCAGUUCCUGCCCCGCCCGCCCCCUGGGAAGCCACCAUGCCGCAACACGGUGGAGGGCAGGAUCCGCCGCUACCGCAUCCGAGCGGGCAGCACCAGCGACUCCGACCUCCUGACCUGCCUGGCCCAGCUGGUUCACGGCGCCCGCGGCUCCCCCGUCCACCACCAUCGCUCCGCGGCCCAACACGGCUGCUCCAGGAUGGGCGUGAGCAGCCUGACCGGCUCGCCGCACCACGUCCGCAGCUCCAGCGCCUCGCCGCGUAGCUCCUCCUCCCUGCAGCGCUCCGUCAGCUCCUCGCCGUCGCGCCACGAGCACCGCGGCAGCGGCGGCGGCGGCAGCGGCGGCGGCGGCGGCGGCGGCGGCUACCUGGGACGUAGCCGCUCCCCGCCCAGCUUCUCCGGCUCGCCUCCUCUGCGCCGCUUCUACGCGCACCACCAGGAGACGUGCUGCAGCCGGCAGGCCCGCGCGGCGCCAUUCCACACGUCCAGGGGUAAGGUGUGCAGUCGGGAGGGGAAGUGCUCCAGCAAGCUAGCAAGAUAGUUGCUCACACUUCCUGUAUCCUUCUCUCUCAUCAUCCCCUUUUCUAAUAAGUUAUCUUCUAGAUAACAAACUAGUGCAGCUGCAGACUUCUCCUGUCCUGUCCAGGAAUUAGUCAGACCCCUCCAUCGCCUCCAUCUUUGUUCAUGCAGUAUAUAGCCACGUAUUUAUCAUGAAUGCACUACUGGGACUAUAUUGUAUUUAUUCACAUAUUUAUUUGUCCGACUCACCUUUUCCCCCCCGGUGGUCGUGCGCACGUUUCAUCGUGAGGGGUCGCCUCAGAAACGAUGUCCGCGAUACAAUCAAGUCUUGUGGAUCCGUCACACGCCCGUGCCUACUGUCGCCAACAGGAAGUUGACUCUUCGCUCACAAACGUGUCGCGACGCAAUUUGUGCGGCAAUCCAGGUGUGGUUAAAUGCUGUGAUUACAGUAAGAACCGCCAUUUAAGAACUUCAUUGGUUCUUGAACCGGGUCGGGAAACGGAAAAGUUCAUAAGGUGAAGCAAAUGUCUCCAUAAGAAACAUUAUAAAUAUGAAUAAUGGACUCCGGCCUGGACUAAAGUGCAUAUUUUAGUGAAGGUUUGUAUACUUUGAGCAUAAUAUCAAGUGUUAUAGCAGGGGUCCCCAAACUUUUUGACUCGGGGGCCGCAUUGGGUUAAAAAAUGUUGACUGGGGGCCGGGCUGUAUAUAUAUAUAUAUAUAUAUAUAUAU